AUGAUGAAUCGCUUUGGUGAUAUCGAAGUUUCAUUUAAACGGCUUCCACCUGUUUAUGGUUAUCGCAGUGCAGAACUUGUUUCAAUUGAAAAAGCACUAGAACCUAUCCAGCCUCAAAUUGAUGAACUACCUUAUUAUAUAAAGAUAGCUAAACGCAAUUGUCAUUUUCCGUCAGAACAUGGACUAUCACGUGAUCAAUCAGCUGCUGUUUAUAUCUAUACAAUGGAAUGGGGUGAUACUACUUUAUAUCGUGUAUUAAAUAAAGCACUACGAUCUGAAAAUCGACAAGCAUUAAAGAUAUGGUUUCCAUAUUUAAAGCUAUUUGCUGUUAGUGGAAAGAAAAUUUCUGGAUACACAGAAUAUGAAAGUGAAAAUGAAGUUAUUUUACGAAUGGGCUCACAAUUUCGCGUGAAAAGCGAUCCUUUAGAGCAAUCGAAUGGCUCCCAUCUUGUACAUCUAAUUGAAAUUGAUGACAACGAUGAUCAACCAUUAGCAUCAGCUAUGAAUGAUAUGCAUCUGGCAGCAGCAAAACUACCAAUUAAAACUAGUUCUGGUAAGUUAUUUAUACUUUUUCUUAAGAAAAUAACGUUUUGUAUGAUACAUAUUUAUGAAACAAUGGAAAAAUGUUUGAAUACUGAUUAG
Rotaria sordida is the source of this 642-nucleotide messenger RNA. NCBI's taxonomy places the organism in Eukaryota, Metazoa, Rotifera, Eurotatoria, Philodinida, Philodinidae. The record is from the annotation of a GenBank genome assembly.